Messenger RNA from Nannospalax galili (Upper Galilee mountains blind mole rat), 978 nucleotides. Its product is annotated as sperm flagellar protein 1-like. Lineage: Eukaryota; Metazoa; Chordata; Mammalia; Rodentia; Spalacidae. Gene Ontology annotation, biological process: regulation of cytoskeleton organization. Gene Ontology annotation, cellular component: axoneme. The transcript has 7 exons. Gene Ontology annotation, molecular function: microtubule binding. Bases 2 to 910 code for a protein of 302 amino acids. The record is from RefSeq and is a predicted model, not a curated record.
CAUGCAGAGCCACGCAGCGCCCAGGCGGCCGCCGGGGGACAGACGCAGUCUCUGCGCCUGGCUGGACGGGCUCCCACUCAGCCGUCCUAAGCGCCACCUGGCCCGGGACUUUAGCGACGGUGUGCUAGUGGCCGAGAUUGUGAAGCACUUCCAUCCUCGGCUGGUGGACUUGCACAGCUAUGUCCCCGCCUGCAGCACAGACCAGAAGCUGAGCAACUGGAGCCUUCUCAACAGGAAAGUCUUUUAUAAGCUGCACUUCGGUAUCUCAGAGGCCGAUAUACAAAAGGUGGUGGCCAACAGGCCUGGAGCUAUCGAGUCCAUCCUCUGUGCACUGAGGGAGAAGCUGGAGGCUAGCACUGCUCGAGUGGGCUUGACAGGCACAGCUAAUCCAGGACUGUCCAGUGUGGAUGUUGUCCGACCUUGGGCAGGGCUUAUCACCAACCCACACACCGGUAGGAUCCAAACCCCUGAUGUGGGGAAUUUCAGCUUGUCAAAGGCCCUGUGGGCCUCCUGUGAAGAAUAUCACUGCGUUUCUGAAGGCUGGGCACAUGGUGAUCGUGAGCUCACACCCCUUCAGAGGAAGGCAGAUGUGCUCAGCCCUUCACCUCCCUUCAGCAUGAAGACCCUUCAGAAUCAAAAGGCUUUGGAGAAAAUGAACUGCUGUGCUUGUGGAAGCUGGAACCCAGCUGAAGGCCCCUGGGAUAACCUGGCCAGAGUCCAACAGGAGCUGGAGGACAAAGAGCAGGCACUGGCCAUUCUGCAGGAGACAGUCAAGAUUUUGCAGAUGAAGGUGAUGAAGCUGGAGCAUCUGGUACAGCUGAAGGACCAGCAAAUCAGGGAGCUGACAAGACCUGGAUCUGAAGAACACCAAGUCUGGGGUAUCCCCCAUCCAGAGUCAGCCAGACCUUGAUCAUGAACCCAGCUGAAGCCUCUCACUGAUUGGGCAACAUCAGUGGCAGGCUCAGAGGACAUAUGAGU